Messenger RNA from Papaver somniferum (opium poppy), 1227 nucleotides. RefSeq lists its product as uncharacterized. The transcript has 2 exons. The coding region runs from base 1 to 1227 and encodes 408 amino acids. The record is from RefSeq and is a predicted model, not a curated record. Lineage: Eukaryota; Viridiplantae; Streptophyta; Magnoliopsida; Ranunculales; Papaveraceae.
AUGAAGCUGCAGUUAAGGCAAGGAUCAAAUGGUGCUGAGAUGGAUGAUAGGCUAAUAAAGAUGCAGGAUGAACAGCUGGUGAAGCAAAAUGGUAGUGCAGAACAAGUUCAGGCCAGUGGCAAACCAAGUCCUAUUGGUAUACGUCUUCGUUCGGGCACUUUACUAAAAGACUUCAUUCGAGCAGUCAAUACUCCACUUCCUCCUAGUUCUACACCAAGUGAAUUCUCGGACUCGGACAAAGAGGAAAACAACACAAUGGGAGGUCGACCACCUGCUCCAAGAACACUCAAGGAGCUCACUUCUCCAAACAUUGACCAGCAGCCUUUAUGUAUUCAGCUGAAUGGAACCAUUGAGUUGAAGUCGCAAUUGAUUCACUUGCUACCCAAAUUCAGAGGUUUAUCGGGAGAGGAUCCUAAUCGUCACUUACACCAAUUCCAUCAUGUUAUGACUAGUUUGAAGAAAGCAACUGCAGAUGCUGAUAUGGCUAUGAUGACAACUUUUCCUUUCUCUCUUAUAGUUACUGCAGGAGAAUGGUUCUUUUGCUUACCCUCUGGAAGUAUAACCACAUGGAAUGGAAUGAAGAAGUUGUUCCUUGAGAAGUAUUUUCCGGCAUCAAAAGCAGCUGUGAUUCGCAAGGAGAUUUGUGGUAUUAGACAAGUAUCGGGGGAGACUCUCUAUGAGUAUUGGGAGCGCUACAAGAAGCUUUUAGCUAACUGUCCACACCACCAAAUCAACGAUCAACUUGUGAUUCAAUAUUUCUAUGAGGGGUUGCUUUCUAAUGAUAGAAAUUUGAUCGAUGCCGCAAGUGGUGGUGCAUUCACCAACAAAAUCAUUGCUGAAGCUACAAGCUUGUUAGAAAACAUGGCUGCAAACACUCAACAAUUCUACACUCGAGGUGAAUCAGUGGUAAGGAAAGUGAAUGAAGUUGAUGAUUCUUCACAUAUGGAACAAAGGAUGGGUAACAUGGAGAGGAUGAUGCAACAAAUAGCAGUUGCCGUCAUACCAUCAUCACACACCGAAGAUGUUGAGCAAGCAAGUGUUAUGUACCAAAAUCAACAAAGGCAGAGGUAUGAUCCGUACUCCAACACAUACAAUCCAGGUUGGCGUGAUCAUCCCAAUUUGCUACGCCAACAAGCAAGUGGCAGCAAAUCCUACUUUCAAUCAACAAGGAUGGUACCAAUUCAUGCAAAGACCACAACAAGAAACUCAAGGUACAAGUGUGGAUGA